Chara braunii is the source of this 1101-nucleotide messenger RNA. Lineage: Eukaryota; Viridiplantae; Streptophyta; Charophyceae; Charales; Characeae. The record is from the annotation of a GenBank genome assembly.
UACUCAGCCUACAUUCAGAGAGGAUGGGGAGCAGGCUACCCCACAACUUGUGUUGACGACUGCUUCAGGCCAACCUACAGGGAUUGAUACCACAGAGAGAGUGGUUUCCGAUACUGCAUUGGAGGAUAGGAGGGAUAGGCCUUAUUAGUGGAGAGACACAUGGGAUAUGGCAUUAGAUCUCCCAUAAGGAGAGCUACCGCUUAUGAUAGGGUCUGCCACCAUAGAGUUGAUGCAGGAGCACGAGGGGCCUCAGCCUGAGCAACCGGGAGAUGCGACGCCGAUAUAUGAUGAGCUAGGGCAUGAUGGGCAGAGGGUCCAGUCUCAGUCAGAGCCGACAGUGGAGGAUGGUGAAAGAGGUGUGAUGGUACCCUCAUCAUUGGACGGAUUACCAUUACUGAGCGAGAGUCGAUUGGCCGAGCAGCCAACUGAGCCUGAGGGUUCGUUGACUGCUCAGCUAUAUAACAUGGAGUCUCUUAGGAUGCAGGUAGGACAGAAGGUAUCCCAACCAUCGACCAUGGAUAUAGAGACAGAGCAGGUUGAGGCCGAGGUCUUGGGGCUAGACAGGGGGGAUCCCACGGAGGGUGUACAAAACCAGCGAGAGGGAUCGUCACCUCAGGAUUUUGGGGAUACACCUCGACGAAACGAUGAUAAGAGUGAGGCCAACAUGAGGGGUCACGUUGAGGUAGGCCCGGAACGCACUCAUGACGCAUCCAUGACUCAUGAGGAGGAGAGCUUACCAGAGUCUCGAGAGCCGAUAGAUCAUGAGUCUGUCAGAAGGAAUGCGUGGCUAGCCGAGGAGAUGGGACGGAUACCAUCGUUACAUUUUUCGGGCUGGUUGGCAUUUGAGCGACUGGGCCAGGCCGCGAGACCUCAUUUACCGGAGGAUCGGACCACUGGUGGGCUCAAGGUAUUAUAUGACGACCUAACCAUGCAGAGGACCUAUAUUGGUAGUGGGUACUAACGGCCUCGCAGCAGCUCGAGAGGCGACGGAGCAGGUUUGUCCCACUCAGUGCAGUUGUCUUGCCUAAAAACCCACGCCCGAAGAUGACGGUUACUUGACAACCCGAUUAAGACGACACCCAAUGAAAAUCGGAAGGCGUC